GCUACUGUAAAGGACACGGACUCUAUUUAAAAAUAAAACUCAGAUUUAUGGAAAGUAAAGACAGCUCGAUCCGGGGACACGUUAGAUCUCACAAAAUGAAAACCGGUGCUCUGGACAGUGACAGUCGUGCAGGGAACAACUAAAUCAUUUCAACUUCAAAGUAAAAGCUACAUUGAUGGAUAUCUUAGACUAAAAAACCUUUAACUGUGCUGAAAAACUCAGGAAGCAGUUUUUCCCUCCCUCUCAUUUGAAAGAACUUGAAGAAGAAGUAAAAUGGCAGCUGUUUGAAGUUAAUAUUCAGGAUGAACGAUGAUAAUUCAGAUGGCAAGACAGAAAAUGAAUCACAAUCCUUAUUUAUCCGUGAUAAAAAUGGAAAUAUGUAUCCAUACAACCCCAAAUCACCACCUACUCAAAAUUCUUCAACUAGUGAUGUGAACUGGAAUCUUGCCAAACCAGAUUACAUGGUGGUUGAUUAUGAAACCAACAACCCUGCUGUGGACAGUGGUGAAAAUAUUUCUUUAAACCAUCAGUGUGUUAAAGUACUUGAUCACCAAAAGUCUUCAAGUGAUUUCAUUAGUAAGGGGAUGUUAGAUACGCACAAAGAUUUCAUGUGUCAGCCUUCUGCUUGUAUUUUAAACACAGAGGAGCCCGAGUACCUGCAUCACACUUGUCAUCCCCUAGGAGACGUUCAGGACCAGAGUGUAGAGCCAACAACACUGCCUUUUAUGUGGAAGCCUAACGCUGAUUUGAACUGUACAGUCCACCCUACUGCCUUGGAGCUAAACCAGACAUUUGACUUCAAAGAGGAUAAAGUUAACUCCAUCUUUACAACGCAUCACGCCAUUGAUAAGAGUCCGUCUUUUCAUACCACUGGAAGUCUGCAGCCAGCCGGCACGAGAGAUGAAGAUACAUCUUUAUCCUGCUCUGCUCUAACAUCUUCCCAUUCUGACAAGAUGCAUGUGAGAGAGAAGAGUUAUGAUAGAGAGAGCCUUGAAAACUCCCUCGCAGCAUCAUUAGAGGUCCAAGAUACAACAUACACAGUAUUUCCUGAUGGGGUGAUGCAAACUGAUGUUGUUGUUCCAGAUAUUGGAAAUCAGUGUCAGUAUUCUUCAGGAAGGGUCACCAGUGGGUACACAGAUGGGUCACAGCAAAGACGAGUUGGAGAACAAGAGAUACAAGCUCUAACACCAGUUUCUGAUGGCAUGGAUGUUCCCAGUGGGUCUGUAUUACAAGAGUUCUUUUGUUUAUCUAAAGAUGAACCAAAUAGUGAGACACAUUCACAGAGCUCAUAUGGGCAAAAGGAAAUGGGCCAAAAUCUAAGAGAAACAGUGUCCAAUUGUCUUAUAGAUGAUGAAUGCCCUUUACCAGUGCCAGCUUUUGAUAAAAGUAAAGUCCAAGUGCUGAACCCGGAGCAUAAAGGCGCUGUGAUUGAAGAUACACAAAUUGCUUCCAAUGAAAAGGAUUUGGGAACCCAAAAUGGUACCUUAGAAUUGACACUAAGUAGCCCACCGGGACAAAAGAUGGCUUCAUCAUUUGAACUGUCCUGGACCGCAAAUGAUAUGUUCAGUAGCGCAAGUAACACAGUUUGCAUGUCAACGCCAGUCCUAGAACCUACGAAUGCAACCUUUUCUAUUUCACCUGUGGAAGCAACAGAGCAGUGUCGUGAAGUGGAGAGGAGUAACCGAGAGCGUAGAAAUUUACUCAGCUUGAAGGAAACACCUAUGAAUACGUCUAAAACCAGCCUAGGAAAAUCAGCAACCAAAACUAACACCCCUAUAGGCAGCAAAGUUAGAAAAACUGAAAUUAUAAGUUACCCAAGACCAAACUUCAAGAAUGUCAAAGCCAAAGUUAUUUCUAGACCAGUGUUGCAGUCCAAAGACCCGGCUUUAUCAAAGGUCACACCCAGACCGCAGCUGGUCAGUGCGCCAUCCCCCUCAUCAGUGUCUUCCUCAAGACAGGUGACAGCUGUGAGCAAAACGCCAAGAUCCGACUUGAAUGCAGACACAAAAGCAGAAAUCCUAAUUAACAAGACACAUAAGCAGCAAUUUAAUAAACUCAUUACUAGCCAGACUGUGCGUGUUACAACUCAUUCUAAAAAUGCUUCACGCAAGCCUCCAAGAACAACACCUGCCGUGAAAUCGAAUCAGGAAGAUGUUGACAAAGAAAGUUCUUCUAAUUCAGCAUGUGAGACCGGGUCCGUGGCUGCGUUUUUCCAGAAGAUCAAAGGCAUGCUCCCUGUUACAGUGGAGAACCAAGCAUGUUUGGGAAUGACGUAUGUUUCUAACAUCAAUCGGAUUAGCCCUGAAAAAAAGGGUGAAAAAGGAAAUGGGACACCUAUGGAAAAGCAAGAGCUAAAAAGGGAAAUUUUGAAUGAGACCUUUGAAUAUGGUUCUUUCUUUUUGGGCCCUGCAUCAAAAACUGCCACCACCUCAGCUAGGAGUAUAUCCAAGCCUGACUCCUCCAGCGUGAGGAAAACACCUGGUCCAAAAGCUAAAGUGGGGCCUGCUGUCUCCUCUCUGAGGCGAAAAAGCGAAAGUAGAAAUCUCAAUUCUGACCGAGCCUUGUCUCCUCAGAGGAUCAGACGUGUGUCCAGUUCUGCUGGUAAUGCCGCUGUCAUCAAGUAUGAGGAAAAAACGCCAAAGCCAGCAUUCCAGAACGGUUCCUCGGGAUCCUUAUAUCUGAAGCCUUUGGUACCCCGAGCUCAUGUACACUUACUAAAAACUACUCUAAAAGUUGAAAAGGGCAGGCCAAAGAAUCCCAAAAGUUUGUGCACCCAGACGCAGACAUCUCCAGAUGUGCUGUCCGCCGAAAAAACACUUGAAUUGGCUCAGUACAAAGCAAAAUGUGCAAACCAAAGUGGAUUCAUCCUGCAGCUCAAGCAGCUUCUUUCCUGUGGUAAUACCAAGUUCGAAGCGCUGACCGUUGUAAUUCAGCACCUACUGUCUGAGCGGGAGGAAGCGCUGAAACAACACAAAACCUUAUCUCAAGAACUUGUUAACCUCCGGGGAGAGCUAGUCACUGCUUCGACCACCUGUGAGAAGUUAGAAAAAGCCAGGAAUGAGUUACAAAUAGCUUAUGAAGGAUUUGUCCAGAAGCUAAACCAGCAGCACCAGACUGAUCUCACAGAAUUAGAGAACCGGCUUAAAGAAUUUUACACCGGGGAGUGUGAAAAGCUUCAGAACAUUUAUAUUGAAGAAGCAGAGAAGUAUAAAACCCAACUGCAAGAGCAGUUUGACAACUUAAAUGCUGCCCAUGAAACGUCUAAGUUGGAAAUUGAAGCUAGCCAUUCGGAGAAAGUAGAAUUGCUGAAGAAGGCAUAUGAAUCCUCCCUGUCAGAAAUCAAGAAGAGCCAUGAGAUGGAGAAGAAAUCACUUGAGGGUUUGCUUCAUGAGAAACAGGAGUCACUAGAGAAACAAAUCAGUGAUCUGAAGAGUGAAAAUGAUACUUUAAAUGAAAAGUGGAAAUCGGAAGAAGAAAAACGAAUAUCAAGAGAGAAAGCAAAUUUAAAAAACCCUCAGAUCACGUAUCUGGAGCAAGAACUCGAAAGCCUGAAAGCUGUGUUGGAGAUCAAGAAUGAGAAGCUGCAUCAGCAGGACAUCAAGUUAAUGAAAAUGGAGAAGCUGGUGGACAACAACGCAGCCCUGGUGGACAGAUUGAAGCGAUUCCAGCAGGAGAACGAGGAGUUAAAAGCUCGGAUGGACAAGCACAUGGCAAUUUCAAGGCAACUGUCCACCGAGCAGGCCGUUCUACAGGAGUCUCUGGAGAAGGAGUCGAAAGUCAACAAGCGGCUGUCCAUGGAGAACGAGGAACUGCUGUGGAAGCUGCACAACGGGGACCUGUGCAGCCCCAAGAGGUCCCCCACCUCCUCAGCCAUCCCUUUUCAGUCGCCACGGAAUUCUGGCUCCUUCCCCAGCCCCAGCGUCUCACCCAGAUGA
Molecule: messenger RNA, 3935 nt
Organism: Trichechus manatus latirostris (Florida manatee)
Lineage: Eukaryota; Metazoa; Chordata; Mammalia; Sirenia; Trichechidae
Gene: MTUS1
Product: microtubule associated scaffold protein 1
Exons: 13
Coding region: 303-3935 (1210 amino acids)
Biological process (GO): regulation of macrophage chemotaxis
Cellular component (GO): nucleus; cytoplasm
Molecular function (GO): microtubule binding
Source: RefSeq, a predicted model, not a curated record